AAGCGCUUCGUGCGGAAGGGCGUCCCACUGGAGCACCGCGCCCGCGUGUGGAUGGCGCUGAGCGGGGCCCAGACCCAGAUGGACCGGAACCCUGGCUACUACCACCAGCUGCUGCAGGGCGAGCGGAGUCCCGGCCUAGAGGACGCCAUCCGGACAGACCUGAACCGGACCUUCCCGGACAACGUGAAAUUCCGGAGGACGGCAGAGCCCUGUCUGCAGAAGACGCUGUACAACGUGCUGCUGGCCUACGGGCGCCACAACCAGGGCGUGGGCUACUGCCAGGGGAUGAAUUUUAUAGCAGGAUAUCUGAUUCUGAUAACAAAGAACGAAGAAGAAUCUUUUUGGCUCUUAGAUGCUCUUGUUGGACGGAUACUGCCUGACUACUACAGCCCGGCCAUGCUGGGCCUGAAGACCGACCAGGAGGUGCUGGGCGAGCUGGUGCGGGCGAAGCUGCCGGCCGUGGGGGCGCUGGUGGAGCGGCUGGGCGCGCUGUGGACGCUGCUGGUGUCGCGCUGGUUCAUCUGCCUGUUUGUGGACGUGCUGCCCGUGGAGACCGUGCUCCGCAUCUGGGACUGUCUGUUCAACGAGGGCUCCAAGAUCAUCUUCCGGGUGGCCCUGACCCUCAUCAAGCAGCACCAGGCGCUGAUCCUGGAGGCCACCAGCAUCCCCGACAUCUGCGAGAAGUUCAAGCAGAUCACCCAGGGCAGCUUCGCCACCGAGUGUCACGUGUUCAUGCAGAAAAUAUUUUCAGAACCUGGAAGCUUGUCCACAACCACAGUCACCAAGCUCCGUGAGAGCUGCCGGGCCCGGCUGCUGGCACAGGGGUGACCGUCUUCUCCCC
Carlito syrichta (Philippine tarsier) is the source of this 841-nucleotide messenger RNA. It is a transcript of the gene GRTP1, whose product is annotated as growth hormone regulated TBC protein 1. The transcript is spliced from 6 exons. The record is from RefSeq and is a predicted model, not a curated record. The coding region runs from base 52 to 828 and encodes 258 amino acids. NCBI's taxonomy places the organism in Eukaryota, Metazoa, Chordata, Mammalia, Primates, Tarsiidae.